UGAUCCAAUGGAGGUGUGGUCUCUUUGGCUUUUUGUCAUAUCUUUCCUUGUUGUAAGUGUGACAACUUGGAUUUCUUGGUGGAGGAACCCUAGUUGUAAUGGCAGACUACCUCCAGGUUCCAUGGGACUUCCACUUAUAGGGGAGACUCUUAAUUUUCUUGUCACGUGCAAGUCCAUAGACAUCCAUCCUUUUAUUAAGGAAAGAAUGGAAAGAUACGGUUCAUUGUUCAAGACAAGUUUAGCAGGUCGACCAGUGGUUGUGUCGUUAGAUCCUGAUUUCAACUAUUUCGUGCUUCAACAAGAAGAAAAACUUGUGGAACUAUAUUACAUGGAUUCCUUUGCGAACCUGGUUCACAAAGGAAAUGCAAAUGAAGGUGGUUACGUGCACAAGUAUCUGAGGCGCGUGAUUCUGAGUCACUUUGGCCCUGAGGCUCUCAAAGAAAAGCUGUUGUGGCAGGCUGAGAAUGUCAUAAACCAUGGAUUGCAUGAGUGGACGAAGCAGACAGAGGUAGCUGUAAAAGGCCAAAGUGCUGCCAUGAUACUUGGAUUUACUUCAAAAAUUCUGAUGAGUUAUGAAUUGGAAAAAUCUAAGCAAAAUUUAAGUGAAUAUUUAUGUAGCUUCUUGCAAGGACUUAUGACAUUCCCUUUGUACAUCCCUGGGACUGCUUUCUACAAAUGUAUAAAGACGCAACGAAAAGUAGAAAAGAUACUAUCGGAGCUACUAGAAGAGAGAAGGAAGUCUUAUUCCCAAGGUUGCAAUAACGGAGAUUUUCUUGGCCAAAUAGUGGAAGACAUGGGAAAGGAAGCAUUUUUGACGAAGGAAUUUGCCGUCAGCCUUAUGUUUGGUCUCCUCCUUGCCAGCGUUGAGACUAUUUCCUCGACUGCUACUUUAGCCAUUAAGUAUCUAUUGGACAACCCAUCAGCUUUGCAACAAUUAACUGAGGAGCACGAGGAAAUUCUAAAGAAAAGAGAAGACACCAGUCUUGGACUUUCAUGGGAGGAAUACAAAUCUAUGACUUUUACUCAUUACGUCAUAAACGAAACACUUCGAAUAGGAAGUGUUGCUCCUGGAAUCUUGAGAAGGGUUAUAGCUGAUAUUCACAUUAAUGGUUAUACUAUACCCAAAGGUUGGAACCUUUUGGUUGUACCCGCAGCGCUUCAACUUAACCCUAAUACAUAUAAAGAUCCUCUUACCUUCAAUCCUUCAAGAUGGAAGGUAGAUAAUAUCAAGGCUUCUAUGGAAAAUGGGGUGCUUACUGUAACUGUUCCAAAACUGGAGGUGAAAAAGCCUGAUGAUGUUAAGGCUAUUGAGAUUUCAGGCUAA
Theobroma cacao (cacao) is the source of this 1324-nucleotide messenger RNA. The record is from RefSeq and is a predicted model, not a curated record. Lineage: Eukaryota; Viridiplantae; Streptophyta; Magnoliopsida; Malvales; Malvaceae.